Saccostrea cuccullata (small rock oyster) is the source of this 2128-nucleotide messenger RNA. RefSeq names its product cadherin-99C-like. Lineage: Eukaryota; Metazoa; Mollusca; Bivalvia; Ostreida; Ostreidae. The record is from RefSeq and is a predicted model, not a curated record. Gene Ontology annotation, cellular component: plasma membrane. Gene Ontology annotation, molecular function: calcium ion binding. The transcript is spliced from 11 exons. Gene Ontology annotation, biological process: homophilic cell-cell adhesion. The coding region runs from base 47 to 1558 and encodes 503 amino acids.
GGACCCAGAAGGACUACCACUAAGAUUCUCCAUCAUCUCAGGCAAUAUGAACAAUGACUUUGGCAUUAAUUCGACAACAGGAGAAGUUAGAUCACAAAGAGCACUGGACAGAGAAGCCACCCCUCAGUACACUUUAAACAUUAGAGUGCAGGAUCAGAGUGGACUGUCUGCACAGACAACCUUGACAAUCAUAAUCCAAGAUGUCAACGAUAACAAUCCUAUUUUUACACCCGCUUCUUACACCUUCUCUGUACUUGAGGGAAGAUCAAAUGAAGAUGUAGGAACAGUUACAGCAACAGAUGCAGACCAAGGUGCAAAUGCAAACAUCAAUUACCAAAUAUCACCCUUUUCAUCUACUGGUUCUUCUAGUUUAUUUACCAUUUUACCAUCUGGGCUAAUAAGAACAACCACUCCACUAGACUACGAAACAAGAACUUCCCAUGUGAUUCUGGUUCUGGGCAUUGAUGGAGGAGCUAGUAGUAGAACAGGAACAGCUACUGUUACUGUUAAUGUUCAGGAUGUACAAGACACCAUUCCUUUGUUUACAGAGACUAACAUUGUCGGCUCUAUUCCUGAACGACAGCCAAUUGGUACAUCUAUAGUGCAAGUCACGGCGUUGGACCAGGAUGUUGUGGAUCAGAUCACUUACAAAUUCAGUGCAGGAGAAUUCAGUGUCUUUAGUAUCAACCAGAAUAGCGGCCUGAUUACAAACAAACAACUUCUCCAGUUUGAGACUAAAAAUAGCUAUGUGUUCCAAGUGACCACAGUUGAAGGAGAAGGUUCCAAUGCUUUGUCUGCAACAGCAACAGUCACUAUAAAUCUAGAGGACAUCAACAAUUAUCCUCCAGUGAUUCAAGCCAUGCCUUCAAAUAUGCAGAUUCCUGAAAUCGUCCCCAUUGGAACCACUAUCAUCUCUAGUAUAACAGCAACAGACGCAGAUGGAAAGGCCCCAAACAACCAAAUUAAAUACAGUAUAACAAAUGAUACAACUGCACAGAGAUAUUUCUACAUUUAUCCAGAUUCUGGCCGAAUUUUUCUCACACAGACAAUACGAGGAACUGGAAUUAGCCAAUUCAAUUUACAAAUAACAGCAACUGACGGAGGAACCCCGCCAUUACGCGGACAAGCGACAUUGGUUAUAAACAUUAAAGAAUCUCCUUAUGCAAACGACAGCUGUGCAUCAAAUUUGUACUCCCCAGUUUUUACUGCACCGUUGUACUUUGUUAAUGUUCUAGAAGGGGACUACUCGUUAAGCAACAAAUUAUUGAUACAGAUUUCUGCCUCAGAUAACGACGUUGGUAUAAACGGUGAAAUAAUAUUUGACAUCCAAAGCGUUUCCAACAAUGGAGCUGGAAAGUUUAAAUUAGUUCAGACCGAACAGGAUGAAAAGAUCGCUAUUGUUUGUAGUAGCAGUAUCUGUAGAGGAGAAACCUACGUAAUAAUGCUCCGUGCAUCUGACAUUGCUUUACCGAUAUAUAGUAGAAGAAGUUCUUCAGUUCCAGUAGAAGUUAAAGUAGCACCAUUUGAUGUGCCUUCAACUCGAUGUACCCUGAAGUGACAUUUGUAAAUCAGAAUCACAUUUUAUCAUUCCAUUUCAAAUAUUUGAAACUUUCAAGGACAUUCAGAAGCAGAUAGUUCUAGAUAUUAUGGUUGGACUUUUAAGGAAUCUAGUUAUCUUUCAUAGACCGAAGUUGCUUUUAUAUAUGUUCAGUAGUUUAGAGAAUGAGUUGUGCAAUAUUCAAAAACAACCAGUGUGAAUAGCUAUAGAAUUAUAUAGCAUGUUGAUUGUUGUAGACUUUGCUUCAUACGGAAAUAUGAAGUAACGCGACUCAGAUUUUCUUAUAACAAGUAAUAAUGAACAAUCUUAAGCACUGAAUAUUGGCAAAAAAAGGUAAUUAAAAAAGGUCGAGAAUACAUGACUCAGUCAUAUACACCGUUUUAGUGUGGUAAGUCAGGUAGUCAGGUAAUAACAUGUAUAAAUAGCACCAUGUAUACAAUCUUUUCAAGUUCUUUGACAAGCGCCAUUCACGAGAAGUGAAAAUUGCGAGUCAUAUGGAUAAGAAACCUGGAGGCCUGGUGACCUGUAUUCGGCAAUGGUAAUAAAGAUCUGACACGCUUCCCAAAUUAC